AUGCCAAACAUGGGCAUGGCGGGCAUGGGUGCUGGUGGGUAUGGCAAAGCUGGUGGAAGGGGAAACGAGCCAUCGUGCAACCUCUUCGUGACCGGAUUGCCAAUGGAAAUCGAUGAGGGUCAGCUCCGUGAUCUCUUUGCAAACUAUGGGAUGGUCAUGCGGUGCAAAGUGCUGCCCCACAACGGCAUGCCCGAUCGGGCCGCCCUGGUGGAAAUGGGCGACGUCGCGCAGUCCCAGUGGAUUGUCAACAAUUUGAACGGGAACACGCCGGCCGGCAUGUCGGGCCCCAUCAAGAUCGGCUACUCGCAGUCGAAGGGCAAGGGCAGCCGGCAAUCGCCCUACGAGCAGCCUGCGCCUGGCAACCUCUCAGGCUUGGAGAUCAAGCUUGCGACGCACACCAAUGACCUUGGCAACAAGUUGUGGGUGGGACAGAUCCCCCUGGGAACCACGAAGGACCUCAUGUACCACGAGUUUUCGAAGUACGGAGCUGUCCAGGAUGUGUACAUACGCGAUGACGGAAAGGUCCAGGGCCGCAUGUGGGGCUUUGUCACAUUUGUGGACUCGACUGGAGCCACGGAAGUCCUGUCGGCCUUCGCGACAGGAGCCUUCGCGCAGCAGGCGAUGGGCGCUGCGCAGGACCAGUUCCAGAUGCCUCCUCCGCCCAUGCCGGAGCCCCCACAGCCCCUCUCGGUGAGGCCUCGUGCAGACAAUCCGUGCAAGUUGUGGGUCGGCGGCAUUCCUGCCGGGAGCACCGAGAUGUUCCUGCGGGAAGAGUUUGGCAAGGUUGGCCAGGCCCGACCGUCCCGAAAGGGACAGCAUGGGAGACCCAAAACCUGGGACUGCCUGCAAGUUAGGAGACGCAAGGACGGAGCUUGUGACGGAAGCAUGCAGUCCCCGUGA
Molecule: messenger RNA, 900 nt
Organism: Symbiodinium sp. CCMP2456
Lineage: Eukaryota; Dinophyceae; Suessiales; Symbiodiniaceae
Source: the annotation of a GenBank genome assembly